AAAUCAAAUAUAGUACAGCAAUGCAACUAGAAACAGAGGCAGCAUAAAACGGGUCCUUUGAUUCUGCUAUUGCAUUGUAAGCAUUUGAUUAUCUGACAGAAAAUAGAAUAAUAGGCUGGAGAUUAGCCCAGGCUGCAAUGCUGAUAAACAGGUAAUAGGAUAAAUGAUGGACUCUCUCAGAGCCGACUGCGUUAAUAUCCACUGCAGAUGAAAAGAUGGAUUUGGUUAGUAUUUAUAAUUCUGCAGAAAGAUUCGAGGAAACCAGCGGCCUCCACGCUCUCUGUCUGCUCCAUCCGGCUAUUUAACUCUUCAUCAAAAUCGGGAUUUCAGUCCAUAGAGUGAGUUUUAUUACAUACAGUAGUACUGACAGAAAAAGUAUAAAGUGUUAAGCUGACAAACUCUUGGCACCCUUCUACAGAAAAUGUUAACUCUGGUUUACUACUGUAAGCCAGUAGCCUCCCUCUGCGGGGCCCCGAAACAUGGAUACCAAAGCAGUACGUUGUUCGCAAAGUAGACUGUCAAGCUGUGAAACAUGAGAAGGGCUACGAAUUCAGGUUCUUGGGCAUAAGGACUGCACUGCCCAAAUAUAUUCCAGAGGCAAGAGCGGUUCGUGUGGUUUGCGCUGAGGAUAAGUUCGGAAAACAUGGGAAGUGGUACUGGGAUUGCAAGGGAAGCUGAACUUUGAUUGGAAGCGUACAAUAAUACUGCACAACUGGGGGAAUUUGUGGUUUAUGAAGGUGAAACAGGCAAUCUUUAUGCCUCUGGUCUGUUGUUUAAAGAAGCUGUCCAGCAAAUGCUUAUCCCUCUGGAAUUCGAGUGCUAAAGGAAAAGAGCAGCAGUCCAACAGAACCAUUUGGAGCCUGUGACUCACAAACCUACCAUUACCUAAGUCCGGUGGAGACAGCAUAAAGGGAAUCCCGACAUGAACGCCAUUGUAUUUAACAAACUCAGUGGCCAAGUUGUGUUUGAUGAAAAUGUAAAGGAAAGCGAGAAGGCAUGCAGCAGAUCGUAUCUGGGAGUUUUAGAUGGGCAGCAUCCUGACCUUCUCAUCUCAGAUAACCCCUCCAUCAAGGAUAACAUAAGCCACAGGCACAGGAGGACAGGCUCUCGUCCAAAUGGAGGGAAAGUGAGGCACAAAAGGCAAGCUCUCCAAGACAUGGCUCGUCCUCUUAAACAGUGGCUCUACAAACACAGGGAUAAUCCUUAUCCCACAAAGACAGAGAAAAUUCUCCUUGCACUCGGUUCGCAGAUGACCCUUGUACAGGUAUCAAAUUGGUUUGCAAAUGCAAGACGUCGCCUUAAGAAUACUGUUAGACAACCAGAUCUAAGCUGGGCCUUGAGAAUAAAGCUUUACAACAAAUAUGUUCAAGGGAAUGCUGAACGGCUUAGCGUGAGCAGUGAGGAUACAUGUUCUGAAGAUGUUGAAAAUCCACCAAGGUAUCACAUAAAUGAAGGAGAAUGCAAGAAGCCUGUUCACCACAGUGUGAUAAAAAAUGAAGGCGCAAUAAUGAAGGCGGGUAUGAGAUCAGAGACAAGCGUCAAUGAGGAUUACGUGUCUCCCCCACCAAAAUAUAAGAGCAGUCUGUUGCAUCGCUACUUAAAUGACUCCUUGCGGCAUGUUAUGGCAUCAAACGCAGCUAUUAUAGAAAAAACAAGGCAAAGAAGUCACUCAGGCUCAUUUAGUUCUAAUGAAUUUGAAGAAGAAAUCCUUUCACCGUCAUCAUCAGAAACAGAGGGAAACUUUGUUUAUCGUACUGAAACUGUGGAUCAUGGACCAAGUAAAUGUGUCAGCUCAACAACUAAAAAGGGAAAAGAUGAAACAUACUGGAGAGAAAUCAACGCAGCAAUGGCGCUAACAAAUCUUGCACAAGGAAGUGAUAAAGUGCAUGGCACAACCAGCUGCAUUAUUCAGAAAUCAUCACAUAUAUCAGAAGUGAAAACUGUGAAAGUACCACUUCUCCAGCAAUAUUAGAGUCGUUACUAUAAGCAUAUUACUAGCAAUACUUUACAGAACAACUGACUAAGAGGUAGAGAAACCUCUGACUAUGGCAGAACUGAAAUUUUGGAGAUCUAUUUUUCAAAUUUCAAAUACAUUUCUACAACAUUUUGAUAAAAUGGAUCAACAAGGGAUUGUAUUUAAUAAAUCACAGUAUUAUCAAGAAAACGGAUACUGAGUGUUUUGCAGAAAAAAGACUGCUCUACUGAAAAUGUUUCUGCAGCUCAUGGACUGAAUUCUUCUGAAACUAGUCAAAUGUUAGUGGAUGCUUCUUAUCACAGUGUUAGCCCCAUUCAUUUGUAAUAUGUAUAAUUUUACCUUCCAACAGCACCAUUAAUUGGUUUGCAUUGCAUAUUUACUGAAAGAAAACUAUGUUUACUAUGCACACCUUAAGAAAAUUAUUUUUCCAUAUUGUUGACUGAUAUAAAGUUAUGAUUUCAGAUAACAGUUCAAGCAUUUUGUUGUGUUUCAUUUUCAGUUUUUUAUAACAUAAUUCAGCAACCCCAGAAAAUACAUAAUAAUCACAACAUAGUUGCUGUAGCAUACAGUGACUGAAAUCCAAGAUCGCCAUGUGGCAAAUACACCCAUCGUCAUGGUUUGUACAUGAAAUAAUGCAAUUAAUGCAUGGGGUAUUUGGAACUGCAAUCUAUAACAACUUCCAUUAGCUUGCCGGUGAUUCAGCAUAGUACCAUGUCAUGCUUCUUACAGACACAGUAAUACAAUAGAAAAAGGAAAGGAAAUGAUAUACAAUUUACAAUGAAUGUGUAACAAAAUACUAGGGACUCUUUGGCACAGUCCUGUAAUUGUAAAAUAUGCUGCCAUUUGUGUUACAGUCAUUGAUGGAGUUUACAGACAAUUAAGAUUUAGCACUCAUGUGUGUUCCUAUUCCUGAAGUCUCAUUUCAAAAUCAAAAUAGCCACAGGAGUAUUACACAUAAGUGAUUAAAAUUUUGUUAGUUUCCUUCGACAUCACUGAUGCUAUCAGAUAUUUAGCAGUAUGUUUACCUCUUAUCACACCAAAAAUCAAUUAAAUAAUAUCCCUGUUAUUAUAUGCCCGAUGUCACAAAUGUUCUUAUUGCAGUUGCCUACAUCACAAGCAUACUGUAAUAGCAUGCAAUAUAUUCCACAAACAUUACAACAUUAAAAAAGGUCUUAAUCUGAAAUAAGAUACACUAAAACAGGAACUAUUCAGGCAUAAUGUAUUUCCUUACUUAUUCUCAGUGAGUUGCCCAUAGUAUAGAGGUAACACUACAUUAUUUUGUGCAGUAAAAGUAGGUGUGACAUUCUGACUAGAUGACAUUUGACACUGAUGUGGGGUUUGGAAUUUAAAACUGGUUAAAUAUAACUUCAGACAGAUGAAGACAUUUGACAUGAUGCCAAGAACAAAAACACCAAGCCAGAGGACACAACAUGAAGAAUAACUUUUAAAGUUUCUGCUAAUUUUUAAGAAAUCAUAAUGGACUAAACAUCACAUACAUUGUGAAUCGUUUUUUCCUAAUGUAUUUUAUGCCAGAUUUAGGCAAAUACAUGGAGUACAAAUCAUUUUAAGUCAGACCCAAUCACAGUAAAAUUUUCCUUUUUUGUGGGAAGUGUAGAAAUAGGACUUAUUCUGAGUGAUAAAAUUCUAUGAUAAAAAAAAAAUCAGAAUUCUGAAGUUCAUGUAUGAAUUCUUUAGACAUAUUUUGACUGAACUGUAAUAAAUUUAACUUUCGAAUGUUAGUCGUAAUGUGCAUUUUGAUUAACAGUUCUCAUAUAAAACAAUAUUCUAAUUAAAUGUUUUAGUUCUCCAUAUAGUGUUAUUGUUAAGUUUAAACACACGCACAC
Messenger RNA from Protopterus annectens (West African lungfish), 3819 nucleotides. RefSeq names its product mohawk homeobox (gene MKX). NCBI's taxonomy places the organism in Eukaryota, Metazoa, Chordata, Ceratodontiformes, Protopteridae. Gene Ontology annotation, biological process: muscle organ development; regulation of transcription by RNA polymerase II; cell development. Gene Ontology annotation, cellular component: nucleus. The record is from RefSeq and is a predicted model, not a curated record. Gene Ontology annotation, molecular function: DNA-binding transcription factor activity, RNA polymerase II-specific; RNA polymerase II cis-regulatory region sequence-specific DNA binding. The transcript has 7 exons. The coding region runs from base 923 to 1972 and encodes 349 amino acids.